Fonsecaea erecta is the source of this 432-nucleotide messenger RNA. Its product is annotated as 60S ribosomal protein L29. The record is from RefSeq and is a predicted model, not a curated record. Gene Ontology annotation, molecular function: structural constituent of ribosome. Bases 1 to 432 code for a protein of 143 amino acids. The transcript is spliced from 3 exons. Gene Ontology annotation, biological process: cytoplasmic translation. NCBI's taxonomy places the organism in Eukaryota, Fungi, Ascomycota, Eurotiomycetes, Chaetothyriales, Herpotrichiellaceae. Gene Ontology annotation, cellular component: cytosolic large ribosomal subunit; ribosome.
AUGGCAAGGCUGGCACGAGGUUCCAGAAGCAGCCUUGCGAAGGCCCACGCCAAGACUUCGGCAAACUUUCCCAAUAUUAUGCCCACAUUUGACAAUUUGGUCGAACUUUUGGACGACCGAGUUCGAACGAUCCGUCAAUCCAGCCUACAAAACCUUACGAUCAAAUCCAAGAACUCGUCUCAACACAACCAAGCCAAGAAGGCUCACAAGAACGGGUACGAGAUUGCGGCCUCAGCAAGCGCGGCCACCGUGCUCCUGGCGAUCGCUUUCCCCAAAAAUGUUGAAAAUGACAGGAUCAAGAAGCCCAAGACCUUCAGAUACCCAUCCCUCAAAGGCACGGAUCCCAAGUUUCGAAGAAACCACAAGCACGCCCUGCACGGAACGAUGAAGGCGCUUAAGGAGGUGCGGGAAGGAAAGAGAGACGCUGCAUAA